Messenger RNA from Thrips palmi, 867 nucleotides. RefSeq lists its product as uncharacterized. The coding region runs from base 124 to 756 and encodes 210 amino acids. The record is from RefSeq and is a predicted model, not a curated record. The transcript is spliced from 4 exons. Lineage: Eukaryota; Metazoa; Arthropoda; Insecta; Thysanoptera; Thripidae.
CAGUUGAUUAGUCCUGGUGCACUACCUUGGCCGUCACGACGGAAGCAAGCACAGAAGUCGAGUGGCCAGGCGUCUCCUUCGUCCAACUGCGAUCUGUCAGUUCACACCGACAAUCGAAGCACAAUGCCCAGGGUCCUCUUCGCCCUAUUCGUGGGUCUGUUGACCGCACAGGCAACACAAUCUCUGGACGCUCCAGACUACUUGGCGCUGAACGAUGUCGUGGACUUGGGCUUGGAGUAUCUCAAUCUCAAAGACAAAGUUCCCCUGCCGGGCUUCGAAAUCUCGUCCGAAAGAUGGUUCACAGCAAUUCUAAAGCUGGGUGGAUCCGUCAAGUCGCUAAGAAGCUUGAAAAGAACUGACGAUUCAAAAUUGUAUCGUGGAGACAACGGAGCGUUAGUGUUUGAGGUUUCGCUUGGCUUCGAAGAAAUAAUGGUCGGAUACACCUAUUACGCAAGGAUUGGAAUUAUCGAGACGGAUGGCUGGGUGAACGCAACUAUGGGGUCCAACUCCAUCCGAGCGCGCGGCAGCUACACUAGGGUUGGUGGCAACGACUGCAAGCUGAGCGUUGACUCGGUGGACCUUGUGGACUUCGGGAAAAUCACCAUCGACUCCACCCUGAGGUCUUGCCCAUUCCUCGAGAAGAGGCUGCCAUGGGAUUGGAUGGCAGACGCACUGCACGACGUCACAGAGGCCAUCAUCCAGAAGAAACUCAGAGAAAUCCAAGACAACCCACUGCUGCAGCGGACGUGUUUGUAGCAGGUCGAAAAAAAUCCCAAACCAAAUUACCGCUUGAUUGACCCUCUUUGCUUUGGCAAAGUAUACUCAAUAUUCAAAAUAUAUUCAAUAUACUUAAAUUGUUGAGACAAA